Molecule: messenger RNA, 3184 nt
Organism: Solenopsis invicta (red fire ant)
Lineage: Eukaryota; Metazoa; Arthropoda; Insecta; Hymenoptera; Formicidae
Exons: 1
Coding region: 106-783 (225 amino acids)
Source: RefSeq, a predicted model, not a curated record
GAGUGUAAUCAUGAAAUGUCUACUCACUAUCAUAUUGAAGACACCUGGGUGCAGCUGUCGCCAGACCCACAAGUUUGACAGACGUCACCUCAACAACUUAAACCUAUGGCCCAGCUAACUUGGAGAUACUUAACGCCUGGACCACUUGCUGUUAGCGGAAUUUAUUCUGAAAAGGACAUUGAACGAUUAAGGGAACACAUUAUGUUUCCUGCUGAGAAGCCAGCUGUGCUUAACUCUAUCGCUAGAGGAUUGACCGGACAUUCAUUUGACCCAAAUGCGGUCUCACUGUACAACAUGUUGGACGAAAACGCUCUAAAUAAAAUUGCCGAGUCCGCAGCCUCUAGGAUCUGGAAGGGAUUUGUCUCUUUCGGAUCAGCCAUAGCCGGAUUGUUUGGAAUAUUCUUAAUCGUACGGUUGAUUAAGAUUAUCAUUGACACAACUAUUCAUGGAUACGCCCGACAUACUGUCUAUGGAUGCAGUAUGCACUUGCUAGGAGCCCUAUGGAGUUGCAUCACGCACCUGCUUCUCCAUUUGGCCAGAGGACCCAUUGACAAGGACAAAGAGCAACAACUUGAUGACCAGGACGCAACACCCAAGCUGACGAGCACGAGCAAGGAUCACCAGAUCACCAUCAGCAGCCCUACCUGCCCAAUCGAGGACCAACCUCAUCUCAGCGAAUCACCGAUUAUUGUAACUACCCCAACUACUUAUACUUAUCUUGAUUUAAAUCAAAGAUUGGAUGAGGUUAAUCAAAUUCCUCGAUUGCAACGGAAUUUGACUUAAAAAAAAGGGGGAGGUGGCGUCCCGUCAUUUUUUUCUUAUUUUUCAUUAUUUUUCAAAAUUUUUGACGCAAAACUGUUUUAAAUGCUGUAAAGACACAUUUAACAAAAUUAAAAUGAAAUCAAGUAAACUUUAAUGUCAACAAAUUUAAACCUCAAUCCUAAAAGAUUUAAAUCAACCUCACUAAGACAUUUAAGGUGUAUAACAUUUUCUCACGGUAGCGAGUCGGAACUAACUGACUGAACCGUGACAAACAAUAUUGACGUCAUGUUAACUAAUUGCAGCAAUCCUCCGAUUGCCUGAUUAAAUAAUUCUUGCACGAUAAUUAAAAGAAUAAUUCGGUAAUAAUCUUACCGAACUAAACAAAUAAAGAUUUUUGAUGUCAUUAUUGUAUAAUAAAAAUAAGCGCCUACAAACGAAUAUACAUAUACAAUCCUAUAUAAUAUCUUUAUAUAAUCUGAUAUCACUAAAUAUUUUAUUCUCCAAUAUAUAAUCUCUCAUUAGCCACCGCUAUAUUUGGAUGGCUACAGUAAUUUUUAUUAAUUGUUUAUUCUCAUAAUUAAUCCCGUAUAACUAAUUGCGUUUAAAAGUUUUGUAAACAAGUAACCUAACGUUAAGCAAGUUGAAAAAUAAUCUGCUUGCAGCCUGGAUAUGAUUAUUUACAGUCAUAGAGUAUUAUACUUCUACAAAGGUAAGGAUAAUGCUUUUUAUCCUUCCCCGAUUCCCAACCCCGACAUUCUACAACGCUAGAACAACACACUCACUCUUAACAUCAUAUAAAUUCUAUCUUAUACCAUUUUAUUAUAAUUUUCGUGGCAGCUGUAGAAUAGCCUAACGAUACAGAUAUUAUUUUCUUUUAUCUUAUUUUUGGUGGCAGCAUAAUUCUAAAAAUUAUAUUAGAAUUAAAUCUUGACAGAAAUAUUAACCAUCAAUUAUUCUUUAUUUAUUGGCACUAAAUAAACUACCCUGAGACGAUAACCUUAAUAAUUGAUUAAUUGAAAUAAAUAUUUUAUUAAAUGAUCUUUAAAUUGCUUGCAUAACAAACCUUCUUAUACGAUUCGAGUAAACUGUAAUCUUAAAAUAAUUAAUGAAUAUUAUUUAAUAAAUUAGAACCUUGCUAACUAAACAAUCCUCCAAAUUUGUUAUAAACAUUUGCUUUAAAUUUUGGCGAUUAUACCUUUCUUUAAAAAAUAAUUACUAUUAAUUUUGAAUAAGAAAAAUAAAUCUAGGAUGUGCCACAUUAAAUUAUAUACAUUUCAUAACUUUGUUCCACAAGAAUAUUUUAUAUCUCAAAAUUUUGACCGAUAAGCUAAAAUUUGCAUAUAAAGUUACUUGCAUAAUUUUUCGUCGUGAAUACAAAAACCGCAAUUUCAAAUUCGUAUCUUGGAUAAAUUUUUCAUAAUAAAAUAAAUGUUCUCAAAUAAAUUUACUUAAAAGAACUAAGAGCUAUAGUUAGUUUUAGUACUCCGCUUACAUUAAAAAUAUAUAUGUAAAUCAGAACAAAAUAACACUGUUUUCCUAAUAUUAUCAUAAGGUCAAAUUUUUGAUCGACAACCUAAAAAUUUUAUAUAACAAAAUUCUCAGUAUUUAAGUGCCUAAAAGAUUACAUAAAAGUUAUGCCCAAAUUUAACAUAAUUAUAAAUUUAUAGAAAUACACUUCAAAAUUUUGACCGUCAAUCAAAAUUUUUUAUAAGACAUAAAUUUACGUACAAUCAAUUAUCUAAACAGUCCUAUAGAAAUAACAUUAAAAUUUUAAUUGUUUAAACCCCUAUGAUAUAACAAUAUUGGAAUUUUUAUAAUGACAAAGGGAGUUAUGUAUCGGCAUCAAUACUGUUUUACCUUCUCUAUAAGUACAUACUAUUAAUACUAGCUCAUAUUGAUAUCCAUUAUAAAUUUUUAAUUUGUUUAAACAAAAUAUUGAUUUACAAUUUUUAUAAAUCUCGCCAUACAACUUCUUUUGACCAUCUAAAUCUAACUACACACCUUUUAUUUUGAUCAAAAAUAAUAACCUUUUUAUUUGUUUAAAUAAACAAAUUAUCAAAAAUCCAAAAUAUACGUUUGAAAGGCCAUAAAAACGAUUUUAGGAAUUGGUGUGAACUCUUAACCCCAACCGUUCCGAAGCUAUGAUUUUUUGAAAAACUCACCCCGGAACCAUCCUCAUGGCACAAAAUGCACUCCGUAAGAAGAGAGGCAGGGCCGAUCAUUAUGAACAUACUCCCGACCUUAAAAUAAUUUUUUUUCCAAAAUCACCCCCUCCGAUCAAAACCACCCUUAUAAGGAAAAUUACCCCUUAAAUAAUUAAUAACAUCCCCCUAGGUUUCAAAUUUUUCCGACAAAUAACUUUGAAGUUACAAAUUUUUAAAGUAAGUAUUUUAUAUACCUUACUUUUGGGACACCCUAUACA